GAUUUUCGCGUCUUCGUUAUUCGCAAAAUUGCGAAAAGAACUCUGUGUGAAAGGUAUUUGGAAACUCAAAAACAUUUUACAGGUAUAAUGACCUCGUCAAUUCCCUGCAUCAGCGAUAUUUAGAUCGGUAAGAGUUCCACAUGCAGAUAUCACAGGUGUAGACGUGGACAGGAUAUAAGAAGUUUGGAAGAAGGUGCCUCUUUUCUGACAAGUCUGACUGUUCUCUUGGCACCAGGAACAUGGCCAGCAAGAGUAAGAAACGGAAGAGGUCAAUAUCCCCUGAACCAGGUCCUCCUCCUAUCCAAAAGUUGAAGAUUAAGCCUAUGCCACAAAUUCCUCCAGAAAAGUCCUCCAGCGGAAAGAAAUCUGCAAAGAAGCGCAAACAAGAUGUCUCACAGAUGCCAACCACAAGCGUGUCACCGACCGGAGAUUGGGGCGAAGACGGAGGACUAAAGAUGAAGUUUAUUUUAUCACCCAAGAGGACAAAAGUUGACGCAUCACCAAGGAGCGAUACAACAGAUGAGAGACUCUCUACGAAAGGGACUGCCAAGGGGAAGAAAAAGGACAAGCAGAUCAAAGCAAAGUUGUUUUUUGAGGAUCAGGUGCUUACGCUUGAUGGCGAAACAGUGACUCACCAAGAUAUGAUAACACCUGGCAAGAAACGAAAGCCAACUGCAAAACAGACUGUAGAAGACACAAAGUCAAGUAAAAAGAAAAAGAAGGAGGUUGACAAGUCCAAAGUUAAAGAAGAACCUAUGAUGCCACCUUUUACAAAGGUUCCAAAGAGCGCAGAACGUUCCAAAAUUAAAUCCAUCAAAGUAGAAUCUGAUAGUGGCUACAGUGAUACCCCUCCAGUCUCGGCAAAGUCUAAAAAGCUGAAAGCAAAGCUGCAGACAUUAGAGGAACAACCUGUUCCAAGUCCACAAGCUUCGGACGUGUCGAGGGAUUCACUUCCCAAGAAGAAGAAAAAGGAAAAGGACAAGAAGAAGAAGAAGAUGUUCAAGUUCAAAGGAGAUCGUAAUCGGUUCCUGAAUGUCAGGGGUUCCUCUGAUGAUGAAGGCGAUGAUAGUUUCUCAAGGUCAGUCCAGGAUGAAGACAGCUUGGGAGGCACGUAUGAUCUUGAGGAUGAAUACGAUAGCAGCAUCAAGAAGACAAAGUCCAAGGAGAUGGACAGGAUGAUGAUGCCUCAAAUGCCGGUGCCAGAUUACAGCUUGGAGAAGCAGGCUGCAGAGAGCUACUCUUCAAGCAUCAAAUCCAAGUCCAAGAAAGAUUAUAGGAACGAGGGUGAGAUCCAGUCGUCCCGCGCCGAAGACCUCAUCUCCCAGCUUACAGCGUUUGGUUCUGAUAUGGAGACAAUCUAUCCAAGUUAUAUGACGGCUCCUGAUGAGGAUAAGGAGCUAGAGGAUGGAGGUUGGAUCAAGAAGAAAAAGAAGAAGAAGAAACUGCUCAAGGAGAAGAAGAAAAAGAAGAAGAAACCAAAUCUUUUUGAGAGGGAUGAACAUGGAAACGUGAAGUAUGUUAUGCGGAGAACCAAACUAUCUGGAUACAUGUUAUGGUGCAGAAGCUACAGAUCAACAUUUGUUUCACAGAACCCCGGACUCGAUUUUUCCACUAUUAGCCGUCGCAUGGGGGCUCUCUGGCAAACGCUGGACGAAGAGGAAAAGAAAGUUUGGCGGAAGAGAGAGAUCACCGUUAACACAAAGGUCCCAGUGAAGCGGCUCGCCAAGGGCAAGGGCGGGACGACGACACAUCAGGAUGCUCCGCCCUUCCGCCUCAAAACACCGGACAAGUCCAAGGCCAAGAUGAAGAAGGUUGCCAGUGCGAAGAAGAAGAAGAUGGUGUCUAAGAAGAAGGCCAACACUCCGGUGAGGAUUACCCCACCCAAGUGGAGUCCCAUUGACUGCGCAGCACACUUGAGGCUGCUGGGUCAGUCACUGAGUGAUGUAGGAGGCAAGCUGCAGGUUCACAGGGAUGAUAUUGAGGUUCACGGCAGUGUGUCCGUCUUGCUCGACUCCAUGUUGUGUGCAUUAGGCCCUCUAAUGUGUCUUACUGAACAGGUACCAGAGCUGAAUGCCAUCAAUAAGAAAACCAAGUCUGGUGUACUGGAGAACAUAGCAUACAUCAUGCCGGGACUGUGAUUACACCCACUAAUGCCAUCUGUACAUUGGAUCACCAGAAGGUAUCAUAUUCUGGAGCUGCAACCUCCGCUUCAGUUUCCAUGGUGAUGAACAUCAAUCCUAAUUUUCUGCUCGUCGUGUAUUCCAAGUCUGAUAUCCCAUUCUCGCGAUAAUUUUGUCAAUGUGUGAAGGUCUUCAUCCAAGGAAAGGACUGAAAACAUAUAUGCUACAUCACUCUCCCUACAUU
Molecule: messenger RNA, 2364 nt
Organism: Lytechinus variegatus (green sea urchin)
Lineage: Eukaryota; Metazoa; Echinodermata; Echinoidea; Temnopleuroida; Toxopneustidae
Product: HMG box-containing protein 4-like
Exons: 6
Coding region: 240-2138 (632 amino acids)
Source: RefSeq, a predicted model, not a curated record